Molecule: messenger RNA, 4845 nt
Organism: Homarus americanus (American lobster)
Lineage: Eukaryota; Metazoa; Arthropoda; Malacostraca; Decapoda; Nephropidae
Exons: 6
Coding region: 109-1884 (591 amino acids)
Source: RefSeq, a predicted model, not a curated record
UGCAGGAAGUAGACUUGUGCAGAACUCCCCAGUGAAAGAAGCAAGUGUAAGAGAGAGACCCCAGAUAGGAGCGGUGACAGCACCGUAAUAGAGACACACACAGUGAGCAUGUACACCCACGCUCUGCUAGCCUUGUUGGCCCUCGUCGCCACCACUCGCGCCUACACCUUCCCCGUCGCAGACUCCGACCGGAUCCCCCAGCGCUACAACCGACAACCUACGCCCGUCGACACCGACUACGUCAGCGACUACGGCAUAUCCUCCUCUCAGGCCGACGAAGGCGACUACUUCGACUACAGCGAGUACCCGGAGAGAGAGGAGGAGGAGGAGGAGGAGGAGGAGGAGGUGGUGGAGGAUGGAGAUCAGGAGGCGACGAUGGAGGGAGGAGCGAUGCUUGAAGAACACUUCCCACGACGGGUGUAUGAGACCAUCGUACCCACAGCCCCCAGCAGGGACCCCCUAGCUGACGACGAGAUACAGUUGCGAGACGACUCCAACUUCACAAGCGCUCGGGAGAUGGCCAGACUGAACAUCAUGGACCGUAUCUUGAUCGCCCUGGGCCCACCCUUCGGGGAAAAGUUGCCCAAGGCGCCAACCAACGACACCCUGGCCACCGUGUCCACACCCAUCAAUAUCACCGCCGAACCAUGCCCAUACAAAUACAAGAGGUGCUCAUCGCAGACGUUCUUCCCCUCGUGCAACAUUCCCCGUAAUACUGACCCGGAGGUGUGGCCUCAGCGCUUCAAUCUCUACUUCAACCUUUCCGCCAAUUUCGACAGCAGACUUGAUGUGAUUAAUGCUACCCUUAGGCUCUUCAAGAACAGUUCCCUCCCUCUCCAGCACCCAAAAACCCUGCUCAUCAAGGCUUACGUCUACACUAAGAGCCUUACCAAGAGACGAGCCAAGACAACUUUGGUGGCCGACGCUCAGGUGACUAGUGACUACCUGGGGUGGGUGUCCCUGCCUGUGGAAAAGAUGGUGAGACGCUGGAAGAGACAGAGGAGCAACCACGGCCUCCUGGUUACCGUCAACGACAUCGACCUCACCCCCUGGGACGCCCCACGUCUCUUCGUUAUCAUGGACUGCGCCUCCGGUAAUAACAGUCUUGUACCCUUGCCAUUCGAGGUUCAGACAGACGAAGAAGGCCAGCGGUACCCGGCCCUCAACGUGUUCCUGGGCAGCCCCGACGAUGAGAGGGAAGUGAACGAGCCAGAUCCGUCGCCUAGUCCAGUACCCGCCAUGCUGCCAGAAAGUGUCACGGUGGAUAUACAGUCCGACGACCCCGCCGUCUACGACUACGACGAGAAUGGCGCCCCCAUCCCCCACCGCCACCCUGCCAUGCCCAGCCACACAGCGUCUCUCGUUCGUAACAGCCACGCCCAUACUAACACCUUCCCUCAUGGAGUGGAACACUCUUUCGGGACUGGCCGCGGACACGUGCACGGCAAUAACCAGCCCCUUGGCCAUAACCAUCAGCUGACCAAUAACAACCAGCCGAGCAAUAAUCACCAACUGGGCAAUAAUAAUCACCUCAGGAUGAACCAACCUCCCACUACUAGUCAAACCAUCAUCAACCACCAAGCCCAUCACGGCCUCGCUAACAACUAUCCUUCUGAAAGCAACAACCCCAUCGACCUUCAAGCCGAGAUGGAAGCCGAGGUAAACCCAAGAUUCCCCAGCACACAGGCGACACUCACUAGUAACAGCCGUGGUAUUAACUUGGGGGAGCGAGGGUCGCCGUCAGAGCGGGGAUCGUCGGGAGAACGAGGGUCUUGGAGCCAGCCCACGCCCGCCACAGACGAGGGCCGCAGCCAGCGCCAACGAAGCCUCGCCAAGGAGAGGCGACACCGCAAGAAGCAUCGUCAGCACCACCGCCGUGGCUAGGAGGCGCGGUCCAGCACCAUCUGUGUGAGGCGCCCCGGCCCGUCUCCACACCCUCAGGAAGCCUGGACCAGGCAGCCUCCACGCCGCCUGGGCCAACACUACGUCCUACCUGAGUCCCGCCCCUGUACAUAGCAUUGCUGAUGCUCCAGUUCCUUGUCUCGCUUUAUUUAUGAGAGUGAGUGAGUCUUUUUCCUGAGUUAAGAGAGCCAGCGUGCGUGAGCCCAGAGUGUGUUCACGCUGAGCCCUCUGAACUCUCUGUUCAUAUUUGUACCAGGUAUGUAUGUACUGUAUAUGUUUCCGUGAAUCUUGAGGCAGCGUUUGAGGACGUGCCACAGUGCCAAGCAGAGGCCCGCACCUUCGGGUAUCGUGUGAGUGAGAUAGGCUCCCCCGAGGCCUAGCGUGUAUGUGUGGUCAGUGUCGCACAGGAGUCACUUCCCUGCGACACUGCAUGAGUGUGGCCGCACCCGGCUCGCCGGAGUCUUGUGGCAGAAUCGCAUUCCAAGUCAGUUUGUUCAAGUCAAUUCGUGUACCUUGACUAACAUGUGCCAUACGCCAAGUCAUAUAAUAGUAAGUUUGUUUAUACGGGCGAGUGUGGUAGUGGUAGACGGUCAGUGUUGCUACUACCGUGUUGAGCGUUUGUGUUGGUAGCAAGCACAACACCCUACCCUGCCACCCUCACCGUGGCCCCGGCACACCUACCAUCCGCAACCCACCAACCUCACCGAGAGAUUUAUUCCCCCGGGUGUUGCAACAACCCACCACGCUACCUGUAAGUUUAUUAUUACCUGGGAGGGUGAGUGUACCGGGGCAGCGGUGAGUGUGCCCACCCUCACCGCCAUGUCCACAUCCCACCCCCUGAGGCUCCAGUGUACCUAGCCUUGCCGAACCACCCUGUUCCCUGUCCUCAAGGCUUAAGAUUGUCACGAGCCUCACCAUGUGGUUCAACUUCCCAGGGCUCGACAAUGGUCCAGCCCCCAGCCUCACUGUUCCACAUUUGUCUUACAUUUAAGUUGUUAAUUAAGAGAUCAUUUACAAGGUGUCCUGGCGCAACUUAGGCUCAGUUAUGAAAAUUUGGAUCAUAUCAAAUAUUACUGAGCCUUUUUUACACAAUAGUUAGUUUAAUAAGUUUAAACGGGUAUUACAGUCGGUCACAUGUGAAUACAAAAAGUACCUGCUAUCUGUUUGAGGUUGUUGAGCUGGUCACCUGGAAGGCUGGCAGCUCGGGGUAGAGGGAGUAGAGGAACCAGGUAUCGCCUUCACCGUCAGAUAUACUGAGACAUCCAUUUAGAAAUCUCUUUUAUAAAACUUCAGUCAGACUGAUUUUUACCUGUCCUGUAUCUGUUAAGUAUUGCUUUAUAGAUGCGAUAUAUCGGGGUUACCGUUACUUAGGUUGGUCACUGUUCACGAUGUACAUGUGCUGCCAGUUUAUAUGUGAAACGCUUAACGAAGUUACUUAGUUUUUUCCUUCACUGUACAAUCGGUAUAUGAUGGGUAUAUAGUGUUUCUCAAGAGCAGUGUAAUAUUAACUGACAAAUAUGGCGUUGUACUUCUAAUGGUGCUUAAGUAGAAACUUUAAUAGCUUAUUGUAUGGUGUGCCACUAGCACUAAGGGCCGGAAUUAAACAUAUAAUUUACGCUAAGUCAGUACUUCAGUGGUCUGCUUCCACCUGAAUAUUGUUCGUCCAUUACUACAAUUAUCCAGGUGAUAAUUGGGAUUAAUUAGAAGAUAAGUAAUGUACAGUAAUAUUAUUUGGCAAUUGACAGCAACGCAAGUCUGAGUUUUCCUACAAGUGAGGGUAUUUACGGUCUAAAAUACCUCCAAACAGUCAAAUUUACCUCCCAACACAAACUAAAAUACCUCCCAACGGUCAAUAUUACCUCCAGUCAAAUAUACCUCCAAAAACAGUCACAAAUACUUCCAAAACAAUCAAAAAUAUCUCCCAGUCCAAAACACCUCCCAACAGCCAGAAUGCCUCCCAGACAUUCAAAAAUGCCUUCCAAACAUUCAAAAAUGCCCCCCAAAUACUAAAAAAUGCCUCACAACCACUCAAAAAUAUCUCCCAAAUCUCAAAAAUGCCUCCCAACACAGUAAAAAAUACAACCCAGUCAAAUAUACCUCCCAACCAGUCAAAAAUACCUCCCAGCACAGUCCAAAAUACCUCCCAACCAGUCAAAAAUACCUCCCAACACAGUCCAAAAUACCUUCCCACCGUAAACCAACAAUAUCAAACUUUCUUGGACCUUCAAAUACAAGAAUCAGCUUAAAACAACGACGACAUAACAUAAUAGUUUGAUGUGUUUGUUUUAAAACUGAACUUUAUCCAUUUGAAUUUAAUUUCCACAUCUCAAUAUUAUUUUUAUUAUUAUUUGUGUUUUUGUUUUAAGAACGUAAUUGCAUCCUUAAGUAUUUGACACGAGUGCUCAAAACCUUUCUUUCAUGAUUCAUCGAGAUACACGGCACUCAACAACUUGUAUUGGGUCAUUAAAGAUACGAGUGCUUAAAAGCCUUUAUUGAGCCAUUAAGACCAUCGUAGCAGGAAGCAAUGGUCGGGUGCGUCCAUCAUCCCAAGGUCUCAUGUAUCUUGGGCACGCAAUUAAACCCUUAUGCCUUUAGGAUAAUUUUUUACAUCAAGAUCUAGCUCAUCAGUGUCUAGGUAUAUAUAGGACUAGUGAAUUUGUAAAGGCAUUCGAGUCAUAGAUGGAUGGAAGUAUGUUACAAAUGGUUAUUAAAAAAAUUAAGCAAUAGGUUAUGUUUUUUAUACAUUUCCAGUCUAGUAAGUUUGUUAAAGCCGUAACUGUGUUCUUCGAGGCGUUUAAAUGGACCUCCCUAGCUGUCAAAACUAGGCUAACUCUGCCAAACUAGUGUUAUUAUGUGUAAUGUAAAACUGUGUAAAUAGUAAUUUUAUCCUGACUGUACAUAUAGAUUUAUUUUAUUUCAGUAAAUAAUUUUCUAGCUAUCUAA